Messenger RNA from Malus domestica (apple), 1498 nucleotides. The record is from RefSeq and is a predicted model, not a curated record. NCBI's taxonomy places the organism in Eukaryota, Viridiplantae, Streptophyta, Magnoliopsida, Rosales, Rosaceae.
AGUUUACCCUCAUAAAACAUAAACAUAUUAAAAACUGGAAAAACAAGAACUCUCUCUCCUUCAGCGGCUCCUCCCUGUAUUAUCAGGUCUAUCUCCCUCCCGACUUUUUUUUUCUUGAUAUUCUCGGUGUCUUCCCCCACCUCUCCCACACCCACCACUUCUUUGCGGUGGUUAAUCCGUCAAACGCCCCGUGAAUCUUUCCAUUUUUCUUGGCGUGCGCUUGAUAGGGCCUUGCUGUUAAGCUGCAAAUAUUCUCUCCUCUGUCUAUCUCCUGAGAAUGAGUUUUAAUAAUUGGAGAGAAACCUUUUUUGCUACACUACUGUUUGUAGCAAUACUGAUGUCUGAUUCAAGUGCUUUUCAAGCAUUUGAAGAGUGGACUGCGGUGCACGGCCGCAUCUACUCCAGCACUCAAGAACGAGAGCUGCGACUCACAAUAUUCAAAGCCAACUUUGAAUUUGUGGAGAAAUUUAACAAGAAUGGGAAAGGUUUUACCGUCGGCCUCAAUCAUUUUGCCGACUUGACUACUGAAGAGAUCAUGAACGGGUACUGCUGUAGACUAUUGCAGUCUGAUUCGGCCACUAGCAUGACAAUCUCAGACAAUGCUGUUGCUGUCGAAAAAAUCGACAACAGUACAUGCAGCAGCGUGGAUUGGGUCGAGUACGGAGUAGUAACUCCAGUAAGGAAUCAGAAAAAAUGUGGAAGUUGUUGGGCGUUUGCCGCAGUAACCGGAAUAGAAGGAAUUUUCGGAAUAAAAAGGGGGAAGGACAAGGUGGUGCCGCUGUCUCCUCAGCAGCUUGUGGACUGUGACGAGGUUAGUUAUGGCUGCAAGGAUGGCCUCGAGGUUCACGCUUAUGACUAUGUCUCCAAGAGAGGGAUCGUAAGUGAGGCCAGUUAUCCCUACAAGGCAAAGACCGGCAAAUGCAACCCAGAGAUAUUUGAAAGUCUACCCAUUGUCACCUGGAUUAAUCGCAGUCACAGUGUGUUGCCGAAGGACGAGCAGGCCCUGACAAGGGCUGUGUGUCAACAGCCAGUGACUGUCGGAAUUGAUGCCGGAAGCGCAGCUUUUGCAUAUUACAAAGGCGGGAUUUUUAGAGAUGAAUGUGGUACUAAUUUGACACACAGUGUCACCAUAGUUGGUAUCGGGAGGGACGAGUCUGGCACCGAAUACUGGAAAAUCAAGAAUUCCUGGGGCAAGGAAUGGGGAGAGGGAGGCUACAUGAAACUUCUUAAAGAUGGUAGCCCGAAUGGACACUGUGGCAUUACCAUGGAUGCCACCUAUCCAGUGAUUGAUUGAAAAAUUAUAGAAUAUUAAUCAUUAUAUGAGUAUAUAUAUAUACAUUAGGAGACUAUGUUCACGGAUAUAUAUGUGGUUAAAUAUCUGUUAGUUUGGAUUUUUGGAUGACUUUUGUUAAAGAUCUGUUAGUUUAUUAAUUACAUGGUUAUUUUGUAAUAUGCAAAGCCAUUACAACUAACAUGCAUAGAAGACUAUUAUGCAUAA